Messenger RNA from Pungitius pungitius (ninespine stickleback), 1169 nucleotides. RefSeq names its product CDGSH iron sulfur domain 2 (gene cisd2). Lineage: Eukaryota; Metazoa; Chordata; Actinopteri; Perciformes; Gasterosteidae. Gene Ontology annotation, cellular component: mitochondrial outer membrane; intracellular membrane-bounded organelle. Gene Ontology annotation, molecular function: 2 iron, 2 sulfur cluster binding. Bases 175 to 582 code for a protein of 135 amino acids. Gene Ontology annotation, biological process: autophagy of mitochondrion; regulation of autophagy. The transcript is spliced from 3 exons. The record is from RefSeq and is a predicted model, not a curated record.
CACGAAAGCUUCAACGCAACUUUCUUCUUCGGACUAUUCCGUAUUUCAAAUGGUUUCACGGUAAGAGCUUACGUUCCGGCGACAAGCUGCGUUCAUAAACGAAUGCAAUGACAUAAACGAGGUCCAGGAACUACUCAAGUCAAACACAAAACCUCCAACAUACAGCUUUUCAAGAUGGUUUUAGAAUCCAUUUCAAGGAUAAUUAAACUCCAGCUUCCAGCUUACCUCAAGAAGCUCCCGCUUCCGGAGACGAUCGGCGGAUUUGCGAGGUUAACAGUGUCCGAGUGGCUCAGGCUGCUGCCUCUCCUGGGCAUCCUGGCUCUGCUGGGCUACCUCACGAUUCGCCCCUUCCUGCCGAAGAAGAAGAAGCAGAAAGACAGUCUGAUCAACCUGAAGAUCCAGAAGGAGAACCCAAGGGUGGUCAACGAGAUAGACAUCGAGGACCUGAACAGCACCAAAGUAUGUUACUGCCGCUGUUGGCGCUCCAAAACCUUUCCGGUUUGUGACAGGUCACACGUAAAGCACAACGAGCUAACCGGAGACAACGUGGGACCGCUCAUACUCAAGAAGAAGAUGCUAUAAUUGGACGCUGGUGGCGUUUUUUUUUCUCUCAUCUCUCUCUAUCACAGUCUUUGGGUUCCAUGACUAACCGUUAGUUUCUGUCUCCUGUUGCAGUGUUUUCUUCUUCCAUUUUGGAGCAAAGUCUUGGUCUUGCCUUGAUGUUAUGUACACGUUCCUCAGACACGUGGCAGACCAGAUUCUUUACUUGAAGUGGUCCUUAAACACCUGCAAAUAUAAAAUUCCACAGUGUGUCUGUGAAAACUGUAUUUUAGGUUAUUUAAUGAAAACAAGCAGCAAGAAAGUUUUUUUUCCUUUUGGGGGGCCUUUAUUCAUCAUGUGUUUACUUUAACAGAGCAGCCUUUUUCUAAAGGAAAAUGUAGGCACGUCUCACCCUUUGUGGAAUCAGUUACCCAUCAUCGGGACCACUUUGAGAGGAAAGCUUGAAACACAAAUGCAGUGACCUUAAGAUGGCUUCUAAUAUGCUGAACGCAUCAGAGGAAGUUUGUUUUUCCUAGUUGAAUAGUUGUUUGAAUGAAAUACUUAACCUUAAACCAACAUUUUGUACUGUAUGUCUUCAUUUUGGACGUUUCUUAGAAUUUUUUAUUUUU